CAAUCGCGCAUGGAUAUUACUCACAAUAUGCUACUCUAAAUAAUAGUCUUCCAAUUCCCAUCCAAACUCUAAACAUGUAUCUCACCAUCCUCCUCCCAGCUUUGGCAGCAUUCGCCGCAGCCGAGGCAGACUUGGCAAAGCGACAAGGCUCCACCGUUACGUUCCCGACCUCCAUUACCACCUUCCCGGCCAGCCUACCCUCGGACUAUACGAGCGUGCAACUGUCCACAACUGCCACGGGUGACGGGGAGAGAUGCGUGCUAGACACGACCAACUCGGGCGUGCUCAGUAUCCAGACGCGGACAGAUUGCACCCAGCCUACUGUUAUUAUCAGUGGGACAUCAAAGCCGUCGCACAAUUCUGUGUCGCAUGCUACCACUUCUACUGAAUCUACUACGCUGAGCACAGCUACGGGCACAGGGACGGGCACGCCAGCGAGUGCUACGUCAGCAACCCCAACUGGCGGUGCGAGAAUUGCGUGCUUGGGGGCAGAUGGAGUCACAUUCAUGGUAGUUGGAAUCGCAAUGGCGCUAGGCUUUGGAUGGUGAGGGGCUAUGGAUGACUAUAUCCAUGCUAUUUGGUACAUAGAUGAUAUGCUGGGGAAAUGCGCUACAAGUAGGAGAGGACGAAGAUUGCGUGAGUGCUUACCAAUCGUUUGCCUACGAUUGCUUCUGGUAAUGACGGCUACAAUGGAGCUGAAGAAACCGAACCAUUUACUGUACUUCGUAGGACUCUAUAUGCCCUUGAUAUGACACGGAGAUAUACUUAGAUUCAAUAAAUACCUUUAUCUGAGCUGUACAAGGACAGUGAUACUGGCCAACUACAGUUUCGUCAGAGUUAGAUAACCGUAGAGCCCUUGUAUUCUGGUCAGGAUAUGUACUUAAGUUGAUGCCAGG
Messenger RNA from Pseudomassariella vexata, 896 nucleotides. RefSeq lists its product as uncharacterized. The record is from RefSeq and is a predicted model, not a curated record. Bases 75 to 548 code for a protein of 157 amino acids. Lineage: Eukaryota; Fungi; Ascomycota; Sordariomycetes; Amphisphaeriales; Pseudomassariaceae. The transcript has a single exon.